AUGGAGAGGAAUCUUCACGUUCCACGCAACCUACUACUACCACACAUAGUCUACUACCCACAUCUACCUCCUAUUUCUACCGCUAAGGCUGAGCCUGGAGCAGUUUACUCUUUGGCCGCUGCUGAUGAUUGGACAUGGCCGAAUGAGGCAGGUCUACCCCCUUGUGUUACGUGGGUGGCUUACAGAUAUGGUAGAUGUGCUAGAUGGGCUUGGGCCUGGACCUGGCUUUCUUCUUGGUCAUUGCUCAUCGCUGGUGUGAUGCCUGUAAAUACUGCUACUGCUGCUGCUCCUGCUGCUAAUAUCACGUUCAACGCACCUCAUCGAAGUCGUCAGAGCCAUACUCAUACUCCUAGACGUAGCCACCCCCCUCCCUCGAUCCCACUCCCAGUA
Molecule: messenger RNA, 390 nt
Organism: Aspergillus niger
Lineage: Eukaryota; Fungi; Ascomycota; Eurotiomycetes; Eurotiales; Aspergillaceae
Exons: 4
Source: RefSeq, a predicted model, not a curated record